AUGUUCACGAUUUUCUGGUUCUCUUCCGUUAGAUUCACGAUUUAUUCGUUUUAUUUCCAAAGAGAAUAAAAAAAUCGUGGACAUAGCACGGAAGAGAACCACAAAAACGUACGCAUACCGACAGGAUUCGGGUACAGCCAAAACGCGGGCAUGACCACUCUCAUCUUGAAACAAACGGUCUAUAUCUUUUUACGUUUAUGGUCGCGACGCCAACAUGGCCGCGAACCUGCGCAAUCCUGCGAAUACAAAAAAAGAUAAAUAUUUUGAAUAACGAUGAGACCAGUCGUGUUGUUGUGUACGGUAAUGUUGUUCGUGAGAAAAACUCGACAAUAAUAUCAUGUAAAAAUACGUAUUUUUUAACGAUCGAACAGUAAUUCAUCCUUUGACGUGCACCGGCGUUCUUAACGUAAGUCUGCAAUUAUGUACAAUAAUAAUGCGAAUUUAUGUGAGAAUAAAUAAUAUAAUAAUACAAUUUACGUGGUGAUAUGCAGGUCAACGAUGAGUAUCAGUAAAAGAAAGAUGUACGUGUUGGACUCGUCCGAUGAGGAUGACAGUUUCAAGCCUCGACGUAGUUCUCUGAAAGUCAACUUGAGUUAUAGCGAAAAUCUAACGGAUUCCGGGAAUGGAUCUCUUCGGAGAACAGAGAUCGAGAACGAUGAAAAAGGGGCGGACAGUGCGAAAACUGUCAGACGACUGUCGAGAAACAAAAGUACAUACGAGAAGAAUCGUCGAUCUGAUCCUGACAAUAAAGUUGUGCGAGCUGAAAGUGACACAAAGAAGUAUACUAUAAAUAAUGACAAUAAAAUGUCCGUUCAGAUCAAAGAAGGAAUACAAUUGAAACGUCUUACGGUAAAUCUGGAGGAUAUAAGCACCAAAGAACGCUAUCUCGAAACGAGUUGCAAGCGUUUGAAAGACGCCAUCAUGUGCAAGACUAAACAAAUAUUUGAAAAGGAGAACGAGCUCUCCGUAAAAACAGCAGUGGUAUUGGGAAAUAGGGAAAAUCGUUCUGCAAGCAAUACACAUAGUCCAAAUAUUGGAAACGAAACAAUUAUGCUGGACAUAACUGAUCACCACCCGAAGGAACAAGAACCUGGGGAACAAUAUACUGACACUUCGAGCGAUCGACAGAAGGAGGAUCGGUACUCCAAUAUUGUUGCUACACCGUCAAAGAGUAACGGACGGAGAAGUCUUGAGAAGACCGUGGAUAAAUCUAGAUUAACUCAAAGGCGACUGUUUGUUGAGAAGGACAAGCAGGUGGAAGGGCAAACGAAAUGUAGAAUUAUCGAUGAUAUCGUUCUGAAGAAAAAUUUGCCAUUACUUUCUCUAAGACGAGCGAAUUCUCCUUCCGCGGACACGUGCAUUCCAUUUCCCAGGAACAAUAGAACAAUAAUCACAGAUGCGUACGCAGGAAUACCCGAGAACUUGUUGCUAAAUGUAAUAGGAUUUCUGCUUUUAGUUAUUUUAUUUGGUUUAUUACGUAAGAAAGCGUGGAACUAUGGGCGCCUCGCGCUGUUACACAAGUCCGACAACAGAUGGAUGGAGCUGUUCUAUGGUGUUAAUGAAAACAGAGACACUGAUCCCUUGUGUAUGGAAGCUUCUGUCAAUUCUCAACUCUCCCAACUGGAUAGAGGAUUUUUCACGUGGAUUGUUACCGCUUUUAAGAUUACGGACGAUGAAUUAUUACAACGUGCAGGGCCCGAUGGGUUGUUAUAUAUCAUGUUCGGCCGUUGCUUAAUCAUAUUGACCAUCAUGAUGCUGAUUGUGUCACUGUGCAUAGCUCUGCCAAUAAAUUUUCACGGAAGCAUGCAGCCGGGAGAUAGCGCAACAUUUAGUCAUACAACACUGUCAAAUCUGGAGCCCACGUCUAUUGGGCUUUGGGUGUAUACAGUGCUGCUCUUAUCUUAUCUGCCAGUCGGUGGAUUUGUCAUGAGACGUCGUCUGAAGCAGGUGCGGGAUACCAGGCCUACUGGAGAAUUUGUAGCGAGAACAUUAUUGAUUACGGAUAUACCAAAACAACAAUGCACCGUUGAGAAUCUUAGCGAAUAUUUUAAAGAAGCAUUUCCUGGUUUAACAGUGGAGGAUAUUACAUUGGCCCACGAUAUAAAACGCCUUUCAAAGCUGGAUGCAGAAAGGGAUUGUGUGGAACAGGCGCGUUUAUAUUGCGAAAGUUAUGCCAAGAAGAGAGAACCUUUGAAAAUGUAUCCUUACCCGUGUGGUCAGAUUCUUGGACAUUGCUGCACCAAGCAAGUGGACGCUCAAGAAUUCUACGCCAACGAGGAAAUACGACUAACAGCGCUGGUUGAAGAAGAGAAGAAUGUGGCACUUAGCAAAUCUCUUGGAGUUGCUUUUGUAACUUUAGGGACACCCGGUGCAGCUAAAACUUUGCGCAAGCAGCUGAGGUCCUCGCCGAAUAUAAAGUGGAUCGUGGAUUAUGCACCGAUGCCAUCAGAUAUAUUUUGGGAAAAUCUAAGCAUCCCCAGGCCGUGUUGGUAUCUAAAUGCUGUAUUAAUAAAUUGCGCUUUGGGACUUAUAUUGUUUUUCCUUACUACACCGGCUGUCAUAGUGACAACUGUCAACAAAUUACCAAUUACUGGAGAGAUUAAGGAGCUUGAUCCAGUACUUUAUUCUUUCCUGCCUACCGUAUUGUUAGUCAGUGUGGCUGCUCUAAUGCCUGCACUAGUUACGAGAUGCGAAUUGCUUGUGAGGCAUUGGACACGAAGCAGCUUAAAUCGUGUUGUUAUGAGAAAAACGUUACUUCUGUUGCUCCUGAUGGUGCUUAUAUUACCUAGUUUAGGAUUAACUAGUGCCGCAGCAUUUCUAGAUUGGACUGUAAAUGAUCGAAACAAUACGGCACAAUGGGAAUGUGUAUUUUUGCCAGAUCAGGGUGCCCUUUUUGUAAAUUACGUCAUAACUGCGGCUUUGCUCGGGAGUGGAUUAGAAUUGGUCAGGCUCCCGGAACUCGCGCUAUACACUUUCAGACUUUGUAUAGCUCGCAGCCGGGCGGAAAGGAUACACGUUAGGAAAGCAGUACUGUGGGAGUUUCCAUUGGGAGCUCAUUAUGCCUGGUUGCUGCUGGUCUUUACUAUGAUAACUGUCUACAGUCUGGCGUGUCCUCUAAUCACUCCUUUUGGUCUACUAUAUUUUGUAGUCAAGCAUCUGGUGGACAGGCAUAAUUUAUGCUUCGCUUACGGACCGAGUAUCGGUGGUGGCCAACUGGCUGGAGCGGCAGUUGGUGCUGCAGGAGCUGCGCCCAUUUUAGCGCAAGCUGCUUUUUUAGCUUUAGGCCUGGUAAGAAGUGGUCUGUAUCCACUAGCUGCGGUGCAACUCACUGGUCUCUGUGCGAGUAUUCUGGGCCUGGUAACCGGAGUUACAUUGCCGCUAUCGAAACCCAAGACUCCAGUACCAAAAAGGGACCUCUCGACUGGUCAAAAUUUCGUGGCACCAGUAUUACGGAAGAAUCAGAUAUUCACAGAGGAAACCAUAUCGACUGCUUCAAAUUCAGAAGUGAAUUUACCAAGCCCGACAAAUACUACUUCCUCUAUACAAGAAAGUCCGAAGCUUUACCAAAAUUAUGGCAGCGAACAGAGAGUUUAAUAUCUAUAUAUUUGCAUUAUACUCGAUAUAUAUGUAAGAAUACAGAAUGCUUUGUAACUUGUUUAAAAAGUUAUCCGUUUAGAAGUAUAUUCUAAUUAUUAAUAUUAAUGAGCUGACGCAAUUUAGGGAAACUACAGCACAAAUAAUGUACAUUAUUAAAACAUUUCUUACAUCACGUUAAGUUAGGUAUAAUUUAAAAGAAAAAUUGCAAAAUGCUGCUUUAAUAUCUCUGUCUACUUACAUUUAUAAUUGUAUUUAUAAAUUCAUUACCUAUAUAUACUUAAUAGUUUGUGAUAAGUAUGAAAAUGAUUACAUUUAAUAUAAUUAAUUUAACAUAAAUUUUGUUUACUUCUUUACUUUAUAAUAGUUAGAUAUUAAGAAUUAUACGAAGCCUUAUGAAGGAUUUACUAAUUGCUACUCAAAGAAUCUCAUUUAUAAAGAAGGUGAACAGGUAGAUCUAUCUUAUCAUUUCAGAUCUGACACAAAAACAUAAAAUGUCUAUUAAGUACACUCAAUACAUUUUAAUAUUAUAUCUCUGUAUUAUAUUAAUGUGUUAAUAUAAUAGUGCUAUGUAAUAACUUGAAAAAAGUAAGCUUACAACUAUACACAUGGAAAUAGUUUUUAAUUGAUAAAGCAUAGUGCAUUAAUUUUGAUCUUAUUAUAAAUAAUGUGAUUAUUCUUACAUGGAUAUCCACAAUAAUCUUUAUACCAUGUAUAUAUCAACCUUAUAUUUAUCAUGAAAUUGAUAAAGCAAUAAUUAUAUAGUUUUUAAUGAUUUGAUAGAUCAAUUAUUGUUAGUAAUAAUGCAAUAAUUGCAACAGAAAAUAUAGUUAAGCAGGAUGUUUUAUUUCUAUUCUGAGAAUUAUGUAAGGAUGCACCUUAUAAUAUUUUCUGUACUUUUUAUAUAUAGGGAAGUGACAUAAUAUAAUUAUGUGUGUAUAUAUAUAUAUAUACACGCGCGCACACAUACACACACACGAUAUUAGAAAUUCAUAUCUCAACAUCAACUACGACGUGGCCCAAUUAACAUAUACUCUUUGUCUUUUAAAAAUUUUUCCAAAGUUUUCAAGAUAAAUAGAAACAUAUAUAUAUAUAUAUAUAUACA
Molecule: messenger RNA, 4699 nt
Organism: Temnothorax curvispinosus
Lineage: Eukaryota; Metazoa; Arthropoda; Insecta; Hymenoptera; Formicidae
Gene: Tmem63
Product: CSC1-like protein 2
Exons: 12
Coding region: 499-3594 (1031 amino acids)
Biological process (GO): mitotic cell cycle
Cellular component (GO): plasma membrane
Molecular function (GO): calcium-activated cation channel activity
Source: RefSeq, a predicted model, not a curated record